AGACUGCUGAGCUUGUUUUCUUUUCAGCUUCUGAUUAGCUUUGAGAGGUCAUCUAUUUUAAUUGCCAGCGAACAUGAACUGCACAUGAUGAUAGAAGAUAGCCAUUGACUGAGAAGUUCCAGUGCCCUUUUGAAAAAGCCGGUGAAAUCAGAAGACAAGCCGUGGCACUUCUGGAAACAUGAGUAAAAUAAGAGGAAAGAUGUUCAUUCAUCCUGUUGGGGAUGCCAUCAGUUCUAUUUCUGUCAAAGAAAAGAAAAAAGAGAACAAUGAUGCAAAGGGUGGCGACAAAUCCAAGGCCCAGGCCCCAGUGUCCAGUGCUGGGGAAGACCGAGCUAUUCUGUUGGGAGUUGGCAUGAUGGGUUUCUCGAUCCUCAUGUAUUUUGUGCUGGGAAUUACACUUAUUAAGCCAUUCAUGAUGAGUAUUUUUAGUGAGAAGUCAAACUGUACGGUGAUGAGAGCCGACAUCCUUGAAGACUGGAUUGAAUGUUCAUUUAUGUGUGGGGUUGACUGCAGAGGACAAGCCAAGUAUCCCUGCCUCCAGGUCUUUGUGAACCUUUCCCACACCAGACGAAAAGUCCUACUGCACUAUAAUGAUGAAGCUAUUCAGUUAAACCCAAAGUGCUUCUACAUCCCAAAAUGCUUGAGAGAUAGAAAUGAACUGCUAAGUGAAGCAGAGAAAAUAAAGCGUUCGUUGCACCACUCAAAUGGCUCAGUCUUCCCUUGCUACUAUAACCCAGAAAAAAAGCCAGAAGAUGCCAUCAUGUUUAGGAAGUACGACACCACAAUGGUGUUCCACUGCCUGUUUUGGCCUACUCUGAUGCUGAUUGGGGGGGCGCUGAUCGUUGGAAUGGUCAAGCUCACACAGCACCUCUCGCAGAUGUGCGCCGAGUUUUCAGCGGCCCAAGAGGAGACGCAAGCCCUCACGCCAUCUUCAGAAGACUCAAUGGAGAGCAGGCCUAGGAGGCUGGACAAAAUUUUGCGUUGGAGGCCUAAACAGAUGCAACAUGCCCCCCUUUCCUGAAGUAGACAUGUUGCUUUGUUGAUUUAUUUUUAACUGGUUGCUUAGUGUUUGGAAUCCACCAUCGGGGAUAAAUAAUUUUGUUCAAACAAUGCUACUGGACUUUAGAAGCACAAUGAAUUAGAUAUCUGACUAAUUUUAUCUUACUUUUAGUGGUGUUUAAAGUUUGGAAAAAUACUGAAAUGUACUUACACUCUGUGGGAUGGCAUGAUGGAUCAAUGGUUAACUCUCCUGCUUCACAAAUCCAUGCUGGUCAUAGUUCACAGGUUUUCUUCUCUCACAUCCCAAAACUCUAGUCCUGUGGAAAUGUGCUCAUUCGAUGGAUAUCCUGGGUUGAUUCCUGCCUUGCACCUCAGGCUGGUGGGCUAUCCGGACCCAUGCAAUCCUCAACUGAACUUGGCUGGUUUGAGAAUGUUACGUUCUCUGUCUGCUUUCUUUCACUUUUUAAAAUUCAGAGUUAUAGACACCACACUCUGCUCUAUCAAGUGAUAGAAGUUGCCACAGAGACAGCAAAAGAUUGUUUUUAUUCUUCUUAACAGCAUCCUAAUAUCCUGUUAUUUUUAUACAAGGACCCUAGUAUUGUUCUGCUUUAUAUUUUAAGCUUUGUAAAAAAAAAAACAAAAAAAAUAUAUGUUUUUGUCAGUACUUUAUUCUAAGGUUUAUAAAGAUUUUCUAAAACCUGUGAAUCUUUAGCAAUACACUGUUCUCACUGUUAACCUAUUUCUUUAAAGAAGUGAUUUAUAAUUAUAAUACAACAAAUAUUGGGAUCCCAGGACCAGCAGAGAAAAUACAAUUGGGUUUGGGAUUCCCAUUCAUCAACCAUCUACUUUUCGAUAAAAUAACGACAGAAAUAUUCUAAAACAAGCUUUAAGCAUUCAUACUCUUCCAGAAGCGGUGACACCAAACCCUGCUACUCUUCUGAUGUCCAGACACGUCUAAGAAGAAGAACAUCACUUUGGCAUUGGCAUGGGCCUUUUGGACUAUUUAAUGGUAGUUAGUUGUUCUGAUCUUGGUUUGUUUGUGCCUUGGCUUUUCUCGAUCUGGCUAUUGUCCUGACCUUUACUCUGACUCUGCUUCAGCUGCACAUCACCAAAUGACUUUCUGUUUCUACUAUAUGAUUCCUUACUAGGUGGCCAGCUUUACACUGUGAGAAUGCAGUCAUUUAUCAAAGCCUGAUACAAGCACCUUGCAAGGAAAAACUAAAGUUUUUUUUUCCUUCUUUCACAAACUAGUGUUAAUAUUUCUAAUAAACAUGAGAGAACUCAAGAUAAUGAAUUGGAUUAGCAAAGUAAAUGAGAAAACGUGACAAUUAUUACAGAGAUGGAAUGAGGUUGGGGAGAGGGGGUAUGGGAGGUAAUGUGUAGACUGCUGUUGCUUACAUUUUUAAUUUCAGCAAAUGUUCAUUUGUAUAUAAAAUGAUUGAAUAGAAUGCGGAAAACUGUAGAUCUCACAGAACAUAAUGUCUUCUCAACUUUUAUUUAUCAAGCAUCUCAGAAUUACUCCAAGGGAUUGCCCUAAACGUCUGACUAGGGUUAAGAAUAUGUCCUACCUCAGUCUAGGACAUGAGGAGUAUGUAUGAAGCUUCUUACACCUACUCCACUCCACAUUUGAGAAUGAUGUCCCAGCAAAGAGUAGGCAUCCACAUUUGAGAGUGAAUGGCAUCACAGCAACCUGGGCCACAACCCGGCACCCAUGAAGGCAUUUUGUAGUUUCCAUGGAAAUCAUGAUGAUGUUUUGUAGUAUUCUGAUAUGCUAAGGCUUCACCACAAUAAUAAUAACAUUCAAAGCAGUAGGAGUUAAAGAAGAAGAAGAAAGAAAACAUAAUGAGGCAAGAUAUUGCGCAUUGUAAUUGUUGACACUUUACAACACCAUCAACAAAUACAGUAAUGAGCACCAAGAUAGAAAGACCAAGGCA
Polypterus senegalus (gray bichir) is the source of this 2933-nucleotide messenger RNA. Its product is annotated as calcium-activated potassium channel subunit beta-3-like. Bases 179 to 1021 code for a protein of 280 amino acids. Gene Ontology annotation, cellular component: membrane; voltage-gated potassium channel complex. The transcript is spliced from 5 exons. The record is from RefSeq and is a predicted model, not a curated record. Gene Ontology annotation, molecular function: calcium-activated potassium channel activity; potassium channel regulator activity. NCBI's taxonomy places the organism in Eukaryota, Metazoa, Chordata, Cladistia, Polypteriformes, Polypteridae. Gene Ontology annotation, biological process: detection of calcium ion; potassium ion transport.